AUAUCCUUGGUGCUACAUAAGUUGAACGCUGCUAACGAAGCCUGGCGCUGUAAUACAGGCUAUUGACAAAAUGCUGAGCCACACUCUGUGUGCUUUCCUUUGGCGGCACUUGUACAAUUUCAAAUUUGAAGCCCACCAAUUCUCUUCUGCUUUUCAACCCUUUUUCUACUUCUCUCACUUAUAAUCUGGGAAGCACAGGUGCGCGUGCGGGAGUGCGCAGUGCGGGGAUACGGGAAUUCUAACGGAGGGAGUAUUUAUAAUUACACAAACUGAAGCAGCCAAGCCCAAGCCCAAUGCCAACAUUAUCAUUACGACUAACACUCUGAUAUACAUAUACGGUAACAUAAACUUCUGUGUUUUUACAACCGGUGGAGAACCCGUUUGUGUUUUUGUUUCGUUUUAAUCUGCUGUGAAAUGACCGAUAUUGCCCUUCCCGCACCGCAUCUCCCGCACCCCCACGUAUCGGUCACCGAAAUUCGCCGCUACGCCACCUGGCGCACCCCCAGCCGCACUGCGCCGCACUGCUGCGCACCCCCGCACGGUGCGCGCACCCCGCUGCGAUUCUUUGGGAGUCUGGCGUAUCCCUGCUUCACAGCUUAUAAUCAACAACCCCUUGUAUCUUCUUCCAAGCUUUUCAGUUGCAGACCUUCUUCAUCAAUGGCUGACAUUCAAGAUUCUUCACUAUAUUUAAAAAAGGAAAGUGGUGAAGCUGUUCAUGGGUUGUCGGAAACAGUUGUUGGUGUUUUGGGAGGAGGUCAAUUGGGUCGAAUGUUGUGUCAGGCAGCAUCGCAAAUGGCGAUUAAAGUUGUUAUUUUGGACCCGUUGGAGAAUUGCCCGGCUAAUACUUUAGCAGAUUACCAUAUGGUUGGAAGCUAUAAUGAUAGUGCCACAGUCGAAGAAUUCUCUAAAAGAUGUGGAGUAUUGACGGUUGAAAUAGAGCAUGUUGAUGCCGACAUUCUGGAGAAACUUGAACAACAGGGUGUGAAUUGUCAGCCUAAAGCCUCCACAAUCCGAAUUAUUCAGGAUAAAUAUCUUCAGAAAGUCCAUUUUUCAAAACACGAUAUACCACUUCCUGAAUAUAUGCAGCUGAAUGAUAUUGAAAGUGCUAGAAGAGCAGGUGACCAAUUCGGAUAUCCUCUCAUGUUAAAGAGUAGAAAGCUGGCUUAUGAUGGUCGAGGUAAUGCUGUUGCAAAAUCGGAGAAGGAGCUUGCUUCUGCUUUAAAUGCUCUUGGUGGAUUUUCUCAUGGUUUGUACGCAGAGAAGUGGGCACCUUUUGUAAAGGAGCUAGCCGUAAUUGUUGCAAGAGGAAGAGAUGAAUCUAUUAGCUGUUAUCCAGUUGUUGAAACUAUGCACAGGCAAGCAAAUAAGCAUAGGGAAAAUAUAUGUCACAUUGUCAAGGCACCUGCUAAUGUACCAUGGAAGAUCAUGAAACUUGCAAGUGAUGUUGCGCGCAGAGCUGUUAGCUCAUUAGAAGGUGCUGGCGUGUUUGCUGUAGAGUUGUUUUUGACUGCUGAUGGUCAGCUUUUACUGAAUGAAGUAGCUCCUAGACCUCAUAAUAGUGGCCAUCACACAAUCGAAUCGUGCUUUACAUCUCAAUAUGAGCAGCAUUUACGAGCAGUUGUUGGUCUGCCUCUUGGUGAUCCAUCAAUGAAAACUCCAGCUGCUCUGAUGUACAAUAUACUAGGAGAAGCUGAGGGAGAACCAGGUUUCAUCAUUGCCCAUCAGAUCAUAAAAAGGGCCUUGAAAAUCCCUGGAGCAAAUGUUCAUUGGUAUGACAAACCAGAAAUGCGAAAGCAACGGAAGAUGGGCCAUAUCACAAUUGUUGGCCCCUCAUUAGGCAUUGUUGUAUCUCAGUUGAUGUCAAUGCUAACGCAGGAAAGUACUGAUAAUCAGCCUGCAGCUGCUCCACGUGUUGGGAUCAUAAUGGGCUCUGAUUCAGAUCUUCCUGUAAUGAAGGAAGCAGCAAAGAUUUUGAACGAGUUUAAUGUGCCUGUUGAGGUGAGAAUAGUUUCAGCACAUCGGACCCCUGAAUUGAUGUUUUCUUAUGCUGCUUCUGCAAUGGAGCGGGGAGUCCAGGUGAUAAUUGCUGGUGCUGGUGGUGCUGCUCACUUGCCAGGCAUGGUAGCUGCAUUGACCCCCUUGCCAGUAAUUGGUGUACCUGUGCGGGCUUCAGCAGUGGAUGGACUUGAUUCACUUCUCUCAAUUGUGCAGAUGCCAAGGGGUGUCCCAGCCGCUACAGUUGCAAUAAACAAUGCCACCAAUGCAGGCCUUCUUGCAGUAAGAAUGUUGGGUAUCGGCGAUGCUAACCUAAAAGCAAGAAUGGCUCAGUAUCUAGAAGACACAAGAGAUACAGUAUUGGUAAAAGCAGAGAAGUUAGAAAAAGGCGGUUGGGAAGCUUACCUCAACUCUUGAUUGCUAACAAUCUUGCAAGUCAGCCCUGUUCUAUUAACUGAUAUUACAUGUGCAUAGUUCAAAGCCAAUUCAAACAAGACCGUCGAGAAAGUCCAUGAAAUCAUGGAUGACACGCACCCCGCAGAGAAAUCAUGGAUCACCGUCAUAGUCCUCCGGAAUGUAAUGACCUCUGGAGCAUAAUGUCAGGGAAUGGCCCAUCAUCCAUUCUCCAAACUCCAAAAUCGUGGCUGUUUUAUUGCCAACAUUUCAUAAAUGUGACACAGUAAUUCACGUAGUCACGAUGCCAAAACCAUAGAGAGGACAUUAAGCAGGAAACUUGUGUAUAUGGUCAGAACUUGCAAGGCUACAUGUUAGUUAUUGGUUAUCCCGGUCUUGACCGUUCUAAGAGCCUAACAUGAACAUCAAAUAUCUAUGACAUUGAUCCCCUGUAUUGUGAAUUAUUGACUAUCCACAUCCCUGCUUGUGUGAAUGACAUGAUUAAGUUUUGCGCGGAAAGGUCUCUUUCUUUGAUCUUAGUCAUCCAGAGAUCCCUAUUUGUUGGAUAUAGAGUUUGUUUAGUUGUAUUUGAACCAGAAGUCUAUUUACUCUCUUUUGUUGGGUUUAGCAAUAAGCAUAGAAUGCAUUCUUGAUCGUGAAUUGGCAUUGUACUUUUGAAGGUCCUCUCUGCCAGGUAGCUGCACAAACUUUGUAUUUGUGUCAUACUGUUGGUUUAGGUAGCUAGAUUAGUCUUAUAUCUUGAUUAUACUCGUCUAUUCCAUUUAAAGCUAGGGCAAGUUUAUACAAGUUUCUGCGGCCUGUUGUUUUGCCUACUAAAUAUAUUGGUUAAUUCUUUACUUGCGAAACGAUGUAUAUUGAGUGGAGAAAUAUUGGAUG
Molecule: messenger RNA, 3285 nt
Organism: Daucus carota subsp. sativus
Lineage: Eukaryota; Viridiplantae; Streptophyta; Magnoliopsida; Apiales; Apiaceae
Product: phosphoribosylaminoimidazole carboxylase, chloroplastic
Exons: 16
Coding region: 415-2412 (665 amino acids)
Biological process (GO): 'de novo' IMP biosynthetic process
Cellular component (GO): chloroplast
Molecular function (GO): ATP binding; phosphoribosylaminoimidazole carboxylase activity; metal ion binding
Source: RefSeq, a predicted model, not a curated record